Plasmodium vinckei vinckei is the source of this 4611-nucleotide messenger RNA. Its product is annotated as DNA repair protein rhp16, putative. NCBI's taxonomy places the organism in Eukaryota, Apicomplexa, Aconoidasida, Haemosporida, Plasmodiidae. Bases 1 to 4611 code for a protein of 1536 amino acids. Gene Ontology annotation, molecular function: ATP-dependent chromatin remodeler activity; zinc ion binding; DNA binding. The transcript is spliced from 2 exons. The record is from RefSeq and is a predicted model, not a curated record.
AUGGAUAAUAGUUUGGAUAAAUUAUUUUCUAAGCAAGAAAGGCUUUAUAAGGAAAUAAUUGAAGCAAGCUGUUUUUAUGUAAAGAAACUUAAUGAAUGGAUAGGUGAUAAGCAUGUCAAAAAAUUAAAAUUAAAGAAAGACGAUAUUGAUUUAACUCCUAAAUUACUAAUAAAUAGGGCACAAUCAAAGGCUAGCCGAUGUAGAGUGUGUGGACUGGGUAUUGAAAAAAAAAGUUUAAGAAUAGGAUAUCCAUCCAAAGACCCUAGAGGGAAUUAUGGAUACAUUAGUUGUUGGGUUCAUUUAGAUUGUAGUAAAAAAAUACUAUAUGCUGUUUUAUAUGUUGAAGAAAAUAAGGAAUGUUUAAAAAAAUAUUUAAUAGAUAGCGAAGAAAUUACAUGUACAAGUGAUCAUAAUAGUUAUGAACAGUUCAUACAUAAAAAUAUAAAAUGGGAAUUAUUUUUUGGGCAUUAUGAUGAGCUAGACGAUGAAGAAAAAGAAAAACUAAAAGAGAUAACUAAACCAUAUGAUGCAAAAGAUUAUGAACAUGGAAAAAAUAGUUUUGAGAUAUUUGUAAAGAAAGAAAAAGAUACAGUAUUUUCAAAUAAUUUGAUGAAAACUGAAAAAAAACAAAUAAUUAAUUAUGAAUUAAAUGUACCAAAGGAACUUAAAUUUGAAUUAUUAAAAUACCAAAAAGAAGGUGUAUCAUGGAUGAUAAAUCAGGAAAAUUCAAAACAUAAAGGAGGUAUACUAGCGGAUGAAAUGGGUAUGGGAAAAACAAUACAAGCGAUAACAUUAAUCUUGUGUCAAAAAAUAAAUAGAAUGAAAUGUAGCGAAGUAAAUAUAAAGGAAAUAGAAGAAAAAAUAAAGGAGGAAAAAACCGAAGUUUGUGUAAAACUGGAACAAACUAAUAUGACUACCUAUACUAGUAAUAUGGAUGAUAAUUCCAACUUGAUAAAAAAUGAAGUCAAAGUAAAAGACGAAGACUCAGAGAAAAGCAUUAUUUUGAUUGAAAGUGAUGAUAAUAAAUGUUUUGGAAUGAAAAGAAAAUCAAAAUAUUUUAUUAAAUCUGAAAAAGAAAAAAAGAGUAAAAAGGGGAAUAGUAAGAAUAAUAAGACAGGAAAGAGUUUUAAAAAUAAUGGUUCGGAAAAAGUAUUACAUGGUCAGACAUUAAUAAUAGCACCUAUUGCAGCUGUAAUGCAAUGGAAAUCAGAAAUAGAGAAAUUUGUUGAAAAAGAUUUUUUAAAAGUUUAUAUAUAUCAUGGUAGUAAUAAAAAAAUAUCUUCAAAAGAAUUAUUGGAAUAUGAUGUUGUUAUAACAUCAUAUGCUAUGGUAGAAAUUAAUUUUCGAAAAAUUAUAAAUAAACAUAAAAUAGCAUGUGAAUAUUGUGGUAGAUUAUAUUUACCAUCAACUUUAAUUAUACAUCAAAAAUAUUUUUGUGGACCUAAUGCUGUUAGAACUGAAAAAUUAAAAAAAAGAAAAAAAAAAAAUAAAGAUACAGCACUUGUUGCUAUGAAAAAAUUUGACGAUCAUUUUGUACCUACCCCAAAAAAUGUUUUUUUAGAAAUUCUAAAUGAAAAUAAAGAAAAUGUAAAAGAUGAUAAAGAGAUAAAGGUGAAAUCACGAAAAGGGAAAGAAAAAUUAGAAAAAAAAAACACAAAAAAAAAUGUACCAUUUGAAGAGGAUGAAGUUAUAGUAUUAAGUUCUAGAGAAUCGGAAAGUGAUAGUUCUGAAUCAAAGAAAUCGAUUUUUUCUCCUUUGCUUCGUAAAACAUCAAGUAGAGUAAUCGAUUUAUGUAAUGUAGGUUUUGAGAAAGAAGCAAUUGAAAAAAGUAUUGAAGAUAUAUAUAAAAAAAAAAAAAAAAAUGUACAAUGGAAUAUAGUUAUAAAAUAUGUAUUAGCAAAUCAUUUAUAUAGUAUAGAUAUGAAUGAUAAAUGUAAAGAUGUUUUAGUAGAAAUAUAUUUAAGUAAUAAUAAUUUAGAGGAUCAUGAACUUAAAAGUUUAAAUAUGGGAGAAUUGAAAGUAUUAUUAAUAACUAUGGGUAAGCAUGUAUUUGGAACUAAAAUCGAAUUAAUAAAUCGUGUGUUAGUAUCUGCUAAAUAUAUAAGACAAGAAAUAGAAGAAGAAAUGAAAAAGCUUGAAGAUAAUAAUAAAAAAAAGGGGGGAAAAAAUAGCAAAACUACGACUAAAAAAGGUGCUAAAAGAAGUUCUAUUGAGUUAAAUAGCCAUAGUGACGCAAAUUAUGAGCAUACUAGUAGUAAAAUUAAAAGGGAAGAUAGUGACGAUACAUUGACAAAGGAUACUGGGAGAAGUAAUCGUAAAAGACGUAGCACAGUUGGUAGUUGUACAGUUGCAAAAAGAGAAAACAGUAAUGAAAUGAAUAAAAAAGUUAAAAAAGAACAACAAAAUAGUAACAAAAAAAGGAAAAGAUGUAAUAGUGAAAGUAGUAAUGAUGAGGACUUUUCUCCUAGAUCAUCUCCGAGAUUGGCAACUAAAUCAUCUAGCGGUGUAUCCUCUAAAAGGUCACCAAGAUUGGCAUCAAAGUCGUCUGGUGGCUUAUCCUCUAAAGGGUCACCAAGAUUGGCAACCAAAUCAUCUAGAGGUGCAUCCUCUAAAAGGACAUCUAAAUUGGCAAUAAAAUCGUCUGAUGAUUCUUCAGUGAAUUAUUUGGGUAGUCAAAGUGGGGAAUCUAGUGAAAGUUUUUAUGACGACAGUGAAAAUAGUAGUGAUACUGUUAUGUCAUAUGAUUCGAUAAUUAUUGAAAAAAAUAAAAUAAAAAAUAAGAAUAAAAAGAUGAAAAGAAAAGGAUCUGAUAUAUUUGAUGAAAGUUUAUUACAUUUAAUAGAAUGGAAUAGAAUAAUAUUAGAUGAAGCCCAUAGAAUAAAAAAUAGGAUAGCAUCAACAAGUCAAUCAAUUUUUAAUUUAAAAUGUUCAGGUUAUAGAUGGUGUUUAACUGGAACACCAUUACAAAAUAGGAUUGGUGAAUUAUACAGUUUAAUACGUUUUUUAGAAUUUUAUCCAUAUGCUUAUUAUUUUUGUUCUAAAAAAGAUUGUAAAUGUUCUUUAAUAAAUUUUGAAAUGAAAGAUAAUAAAUAUUGUACUAUUUGUGAUCAUACAAGAAUGUGUCAUUUUAAUUAUUUUAAUAAGAGGAUAUUAAAACCUAUACAAUCAUUUGGAUAUAAUGGGGAAGGAGUAAAUAGUAUGUUUUAUCUUAAAAAUGAAAUAUUAGAUGAGAUAUUACUUAGAAGAACAAAAGGUGAAAGAGAAAAAGAUAUAAAAUUAAAACCAUUAAUAGUUAGUAUUCGUAAAGAUAAAUUAUCUAAUGAAGAGAAAGAUUUUUAUGAAUCAUUAUAUAAAAAAACAACAACCCAAUUUGAUAAAUAUGUUAAAUCAAAUACAGUUUUACAUAAUUAUGCACAUAUUUUUGAUUUAUUAAGUAGAUUAAGACAAGCUGCUGAUCAUCCAUAUUUAAUUCUUUUUGGUAAUACAUUUUUAAGUGAUCCAUCUGGUAAAUUUAUAAAAAAAAAUUCUGCAAUAAUUCCAGCUAUUUCAAAUGAUUUUGUAUGUGGAAUAUGUUUGGAAAAUGUGCCACGAAAAAAUAAUGUUAAUACAAAAUGUAAUCAUCAUUUUCAUAAAGAUUGUUUAAAACAAUAUAUAGAAAGUUUUGAAUUAGAAAAUAAAGGUACUGAAGGUGAUGAAAAUUUUGGUAUAAAAAAAUAUAAUACAUAUAAUAUUGUAAGUAAUUGUUCAGAUACUGAAAAAUGUGAUAAUACAAAUAUGAUUGUAUUUGGAAAUGAAGAUAAUAAUGAAGGGAAAAAUAAUUCUGAAUUAAAUAGAAAUUAUAAAUCUCUUUCUGUUGUUAAAUUUAAAGAUCGAGAAAAUUCUCAAUUUGUUAGUAUAACAAACAACAUUGAAAAUAUAAAAGAUCAUCCAUUAGGUUGUCCAGUAUGUUAUGUUCCAUUAACUGUUGAUUUUAAUGCAUUUGCAAAUGAAGAAGAUAAAAUAGAUGACGAAGAAAUUAUUGUAUGUAAGGAAGAAGUUACUCAUAUUAAUAAAAGUUUUAUAAAUAGAAUUAAUACUGAUGAAUAUCAAACUAGUACAAAGAUUGAAGCUAUAUUUGAGGAAGUUCGAAAUGUUAUAAAUAAUACUGAUGAUAAAUGUUUAAUAUUUUCACAAUAUUGUUCUAUGUUAGAUUUAAUAGAAUAUCAUUUAAAAAAAAAUAAUAUUAUAUGUUCAAAAUUAUUAGGAUAUAUGUCAAUGGUUUCAAGAAAUAAUAUUUUAUAUAAUUUUAAUAAUGAUAAGCAAUUAAGAGUAUUACUUAUAAGUUUAAAAGCAGGAGGAGAGGGAUUAAAUUUACAGGUCGCCAAUAGAAUUUUUAUUGUUGAUCCUUGGUGGAACCCCGCUGCAGAAUUACAAGCUAUUCAACGAGCUCAUCGUAUAGGACAAACAAAAACUGUUUAUGCUAUUCGGUUUAUUAUUGAAAAUACUGUUGAAGAAAAGAUUAUCCAAUUGCAAAAUAAAAAGCAGUUAGUAUUUGAUUGUACUAUUGGAAAUUCAGGAAGUGCCAUGCAAAAAUUAACAAAGGAAGAUUUGGCCUUUUUAUUCCAUGCAUGA